Trichomycterus rosablanca is the source of this 921-nucleotide messenger RNA. Its product is annotated as gastrula zinc finger protein XlCGF8.2DB. NCBI's taxonomy places the organism in Eukaryota, Metazoa, Chordata, Actinopteri, Siluriformes, Trichomycteridae. The record is from RefSeq and is a predicted model, not a curated record. Bases 1 to 921 code for a protein of 306 amino acids. The transcript has a single exon.
AUGCAUAUAAUGAAGGAUGUGCACCUAGACCACGAGGCGAACAAGCAAAAACCGAGUUGUGAGACAACCUGCCAAGUUUGGGAGGCCUGUGAUUUUGCCAGCGUGUUAGCACAGUCGGCUUUGGGCGUCCCUGCGUAUAAUACACUGCACAAAGCGUCACGAAAAGUGUUAGAGAAGAAGACCGAAUGCUCCGAAUGUGGCAGAAUUCUCAGCAAUCCGUCGUCACUGGAGAACCACAUGAGGCUGCACAGAGGCGAGCGGCCGUACACCUGCUCCCAGUGUGGAAAAGCCUUCCCGAGCGUCCGAGGCCUCAACCGGCAUGUCAAAGUCCACGCCGAGGAGAAGGGCUACAAGUGUGAGGUGUGCGGCAGGAGUUUCGUUUACCAGUUCACCCUGACCAAACACAAGCUCAUUCACUCUGGAGACAGACCCUUCCCCUGUAAGGUGUGCGGGAAGAAGUUCCUGGCCAAGGCCGACCGCGCGACUCACAUGCGAAUGCACACGGGAGAGAAACCCUUCUUCUGUAAUCAGUGUGGGAAGACGUUCAAGCACAGAGUGGCGCUGAACAUGCACAUGCAGGGACAUCGGGGCGAAAAGCGAUACGUCUGCCCGCACUGUGAGAAAGGCUUCGUGGAUCUGGGUAACUUCAAGAGACAUAAACGUAUCCACACCGGGGAGAAACCGUUCGAAUGCAAAGAGUGCGCAAAGCGUUUCACUCAGUCGGCGCACCUCAAGAAACACGUCAACACGCAACACUUGGCUCAGAAACAAAAUCAGAAUGGAUCUACAGCCGGUGACUGUCAUGGUCCAGGCUCCAGUGGGCAAAUAGUGGAGAAUUCGUUUGUGAUGCAGAACCAGUUACUGUCAUUAGAUUCGGGGGAACCCGUGGAAAAAGAUAACGUCUUAGAUGCUUGUCCAUAG